AUGGAUUCGGUGGUCGAAUCCAGAUUCGAAUCCCGGUUCGAUCCUGAGACUGACAUGCAGAAGAACCUACUUGUGUCAAGGGCCAGGCACGGAGGCUUCUUUAAGGUUUCCAAAACUGACCAUCCAAAACUGACCAUCCAUAUCCACGUGGCCGCUUCAAGGUUACGCCUUCAACAAGUUAUUCGUGGCUAUUGGUGGAAAGAAGUGUCCUGCUUUUAUUCGAGACUGCAUACAAGUGACUUGGAAAAAGUCGAGAGAAAACGUCACAUCGGCAACGACAUCGUCAACAUCGUUUUCAUCGACGGCAACGUGGAUGACAUGGCCAACUUCUCACCUUCUUUCCUAAAGUCUCAAUUCACACAUGUGUUUGCUCUCGUCUCCUACAGCAGCGAAGACGACGCCUACCGCCUCCACGUCUACUCGGAGGAGACGGUGCCGCUGUUCGGGCCCUCGCUGCCCUGCCCGCCUAUCUUCUACAACAGAGAGGAGUUCAGGGAGUUCCUCCUCGUCAAAUUAAACAACGGCGAGAAAGCGACCUUCAACACCCCCACCUUCUCGCAGAAGAGGGAGCGCACGCUGGACAUGCUCAUCAAGGACUUUUUACAGGACACAUCAACCCACAACCGAGGGGGGAGAACGAUGCUGAACCGACGCGCCUUCAGUGACGUGCUCCCCGACCCGCCCCGCUCAUCUCGGCGCAAGGAGGAGGCCCGCCAGGUUGAGUUCGUGAGGUUUGGCCAAGCACUGAAGCUGGACACCAUCGUGAAGGGAGACGCACCCACCUCCCUCGCUACUACGGGUCUCUUCAAGCGCACGCCCUGGGAACCUCAGUGUUACUAUCCUGAUUUCCCUGAUGAAGUCGUGUGCGGAGAUUCCUGGGGCGAGAACCGACUCCUGCUGGCGACGACCGAGGGGACGUUCUUAGUUGAAGAAGGCGUCGCGCACCGCCUCCUGUUCGACAAGAGCGUGCAGGUCAAACAGCUGAGCGUCGUGGAGGCGCACGGGAUCCUGCUGAUCAGGGUGGAUAAAGGCCGCGACAGCAAGAUCCACGUGUUCAGACUCUCGGACUUCGAGUGCGAGGACGAGCGCGUGAAGACGAAGGCCGACCUCAAGGACCACCGCCUCGAGAGAACCAAAGGAUGCCACCUGUACGCCAUCUCGAGGCCCGGAGGAUCGCACCUCAGGAUGGUCGUAGCUGUGAACAAAAAGCUCCUCGUCCUCCAAUGGCGACACUCGGCUGCCUGGACCGCCUGGUGCCCGGCCUCUGACACCGACACUGUGGAUGGAUUCCAGUUCAUUAGGGAGAUUUCCGUGGCCGAGUCGCCGUCGCUCAUAACGCUGGUGGAUUCCCCUCUGGUCUCGUCGGCAGGUGGACUCAGCGACAACAAAAUUUGCAUUGGUUAUAAACACCAGUGGGACCUUGUGAGCGAACGGACAGGUGAGAUUAUAAAGCUACACCACAUUGACGCGUCGAAGGUCAACCUCGUCGCUGCUCUCGACAUCUACGAAGACGAUGAGGCUGAGCUGCUCCUAUGCCAUAACAACACAUGCCACUUCCAGAAGCUGACGGAGGAGUGUUCCAAUGAGUUUGACUUCCAGUGGAACUCUGUCCCAGAAGCCAUUGUGUGUGCCUUCCCCUACAUCCUAGCUUUCACUCAGGAUAGUAUAGAGAUUCGACUUAUUAUUAAUGGCAAUCUCGUGCAGACUAUGGUUAUGCCUCGGUUAGCCUUCAUUACGUCUAAGAGUGACAUCUUCUUUGCUACAACUGCUCCAGAAUUCUUCACGCUUCGGAGAGAGAGAGUUAGAGUAGACAGAUUGGAGAGGGACCCUAGCCUUUCGCCUCCGCCUUCGCCUCACGGAAAGGAGCACACAGUGUUGGACCGGGACGCAGUGAAGCCCUUCCGCAUUUACCGCAUUCCCUUCCGCUGCCUGACGGGCGCAACCACCUGCGAGCGGCGCUGCCCCACGCCCUCCACGCCCCACCACCCGCCAGUGCUGGGCGACGGGGAGGACGCGGCGGGGUCAGCUGGAGCCGCUGGCGUCGACAUCUGCAGCGGGAGGACGGGCAUGCACCUGAGGGUCUCGGACCAGCGCUACGCCAGCAGGUCCUGCACGGCGUCGCCCACCCACCACCCCUCCCCCUCGCAGACCUUCCCGGGCUGCCCCCCUCCCUCGGGCUCCCCUCCCGUGAGCGCGACGAAGGGCUCGCCCUCGCACCUCCCCACCUACCAGAAGCAGAGGGACCGCACCAACUCCCUCACCGUCGACGCAGGGAGCAGCCUCCUCCUCCACCAAGGACGGCCCCCGCUCCAUCACCACCCCCACCACCACCAUCACCACCACCAUCACCACCACCACUCCCCCGUCAAGUGAAAACCGCUGUAGCACCGCCUCCGCUACUGCCGAUGGUGAGACAGCCCAUUGCCUCAGUGUCUUCAAGGGAACAGAGACAUGACGAUCGCGAACGGGACCACGACCGCCACACCCUACACAGAGACCACAGACAGACAGACAAGGAACAACUCAUUCAGACUUCAUUCUCGAAGGUGGACAGGAUUUCAACACAAACUUCACAGCUGAAUAUCUCUCAUAUCCCAUCCAACAGAUGCGAUUCAACAAACAAAAUGCCACAUCAUAUUACAUAUCACACCACCAACAGACAGACCCAAUGAUACAGGAGGUACACUACGAAUCAAAGAGAGGACGCAGAUAACAUGAAUACACAUUCCACUACUAGGAAUAGAGGACAAGAGCCACGCUACAAUGCCACACUAAAUAUGAUGGUUAGCCAUAAAGGUAUAUCAUCCAGUAAUAGUAAUUAUUUCAAAUACUGUAUUAUACAAUAUCAUAACCUUAGAUUAAGCAGAAUAUAUAUUCAUUAUUGCCCACCACCAUAUUCGAGUAAGUUAUUAGUCUUACUCUGCAAUUGGUUAUAAUUCGUACUCGAUCAUUUUCAUUGCGUUUAUGGAUUCUUUGAGUGUUUUGAUUUUGUUUUUUCCCGAUUAAUGAUGUAUUCAUAGAACAGACGUGGCUAUAAAGGAACAUUAAAAAAAAAUAUCUGAGCACAAACACCUGCACAAAAUAUGUCUAAUUCCUUAAUACCAACUCUCACCAUAGAAUUCAUACAUGUCUAAGUAGCCGAAUCAGCUUAGUGAUGAUGCCACACUGCAUCUCAGCUGAGCGUUCUUCCUCCCUUAUCCAUGAACAAAUGAUAACAAAAGUCUAAAUUCCAGUCAUGUGCCUGUCGUUAUCCCCCCUCCCCUUACUGCACGCUAAUAAAUUGUUCCUCUUUUGUUCUCCAAAGAUGAUGAUAUGGCUACAGGUUUCAUUUAGCUAUUUGCACUCACCUAUACGUGCAACUUUUAUGUACUUCCCACGCAAUCUAUGGCACACAUUCUAAGAUCAU
This is a messenger RNA of Penaeus chinensis, 3406 nucleotides long. Its product is annotated as GTPase-activating Rap/Ran-GAP domain-like protein 3. Lineage: Eukaryota; Metazoa; Arthropoda; Malacostraca; Decapoda; Penaeidae. Gene Ontology annotation, molecular function: GTPase activator activity. The transcript has 17 exons. Gene Ontology annotation, biological process: regulation of small GTPase mediated signal transduction; activation of GTPase activity. The record is from RefSeq and is a predicted model, not a curated record. The coding region runs from base 1 to 2373 and encodes 790 amino acids. Gene Ontology annotation, cellular component: cytoplasm.